GACAGACUGGGUUGAAUAAUUUAUUGUUGCUGGUGAGAAGGAAGGAGCGGUAUGUCUGGAAAGAGGAGGUGACUACCGUCUCUAGAUAGAGGUGGCUACUGCCUUUGGUGGAUGCUUGUAUUUGUUUUCUCUUUGUCAUGGUCAGCAGUGUUGUCACUGGUCAUGCUAACAUCUUGGUAGGGGAUUGUGAAGAGUGGAGCCACCUCCAACUGCUACUCUCCCCAGCUGGAGGAGCUUCUGACUGGGCUACAGAGCUUGGUAAGAGUCCCUUAUCAUAAAUACUACCAGGACUUGCAUGGGACAACAGACACUGAACGGAAGCAGCAUAACGUGACCAAUAACUCUUUGUUGAGAACAUGAUCAGUUUGUCUUUGGAAGUCGACUACUACGCUCCACAUUCGAAAUCUGUGAUGUAAACCAUCUCAUCCUUCACUCCCCUGUUUCAAGCUACUGUGCAGGACAGAAAAGGACGUUUCAUGAAUCAAUAUUCGCUAGUUGAAGCCAUGACAGACAACUUGAGAAUUGUGUAAUUCUCUCAAAGAAGGAGCCUCUCGUCUAGUAGGGCCGACUCGUUGAGGAGCCACAGAGGAAACUUCACGGUUCCGAAGCUGCUCCCGGAAUCCAACAUGGUGUUCGGAGUUCUAGGUGUGUUCUUGGGUCUACUCCUUGAGGUUUCUACACACGGACCCCACAGCAUUCCCCGGACCUCCUGGAAACACGAAGAGCUCAAGUUGGUGGAGUUUUCUGAGCCCGGCAUCUUCAACUAUUCCACUCUGUUGUUGAGUGAGGAUAAGGAUGUGCUGUACGUGGGAGCGAGGGAGGCCAUCUUUGAACUCCGCAUGACCAAUGUGUCAAUCAAGAACAACAAGGUUCAAUGGAAGGUGCCGGAAAGCCACAUGACGAUGUGCAUUGUAAAAGGAAAAUCUAAAGAGACAGACUGUCUAAACUACAUCCGGGUGUUACAAGUGUUGGACGACAAGCGACUGUAUGUCUGUGGGACACAUGCCUUUCAGCCCGUCUGUCACUACCUAUCCCUAAAGGAUUUCAGUCUGGAGGGUCCAGCGGAGGACGGAAGAGGGAAAUGUUCCUUUGACCCAUCUCAGAGCUUCACAACGGUCAUGGUUGAUGGAGAACUUUACUCUGGAACGUCCUAUAACUUCUUAGGAAGUGAGCCGAUCAUCUCCAGAUAUUCUCUUUCACAGAGUCUGUUGCGGACAGAGUAUUCAACAUCUUGGCUGAACGAACCCAGUUUUGUUUUUGCUGAUGUCAUCAGAGAGGGGAAGAACAGUGCAGAUGGUGAGGACGAUAAGAUCUACUACUUCUUCACUGAGGUGUCUGUGGAGUACGAGUUCUUUGGCAAGCUGCUCAUCCCCAGGAUAGCACGCGUCUGUAAGGGUGAUCUGGGGGGCCAACGGACGCUACAGAAGAAAUGGACCAGUUUCCUGAAGGCCAAGCUGGUGUGUUCCAUGCCAGAGCUCAACUUCGUGUUCAACGUGGUUAAUGACGUGUUCAUACUGAAGACUGCUGACUGGAGAGAGACUGUCAUCUACGGAGUGUUCACAUCCCAGUGGGGAAACGUAGGCCUGUCUGCAGUGUGUGCCUACGACAUGUUGUCAGUAGAAAAUGUGUUCUCCAAGGGGAAAUACAUGCAGAAAGCCACAGUGGAACAGUCUCACACCAAGUGGGUGAGGUACAACGGGAUCACCCCCACCCCUCGCCCAGGAGCUUGCAUCAACAACCACCACCGUCUCCAGAACAUCAGCAGCUCUCUCCACCUGCCUGACAAGACCCUGCAGUUUGUUAAGGACCAUCCCUUACUGGAAGACCCUGUCCUUCCCAUCGGCAACGGGCCCAAACUCAUCACCAAGGAUGUCAGCUACACCCAGAUCGCUGUGGAGAGGGUGCAGGCGUUGGACAACAACGUAUAUGACGUCAUAUUUACUGGGACCGAUAAAGGACUUCUGCAUAAAUCGGUGGUGUAUGACGGGCUGGUCCAUACAGUGGAAGAGAUUCAGCUUCUCCACAAAUCUGAGCCUAUCAAGACCUUGCUUCUGUCAUCACAAGGGACGAGGUCCCUGUACGCUGGCUCAGACUCGGGCGUGGUGCAGUCUCCUACUGCGUUCUGUGACAAGUACCCAUCCUGUUCAGACUGUAUCUUGACCCGGGACCCUUACUGUGCCUGGGAUCCAGACUCUUCCACCUGUGUCAACAUCUUCCACACCCAGGGCCUCACGCACCGGAACUUGAUCCAGAGCCUUAACGGUGAUGCAGACAAGUGUCCCUCAGCGCCAGGGCUCUCCGUGGAGAACUACCAGCGGGUGACAGUUAAACCAGGGAGCUCGGCUGAGCUGCCAUGCCUGGUUCAGUCCAACCUGGCCGUGGUGGUCUGGAAGCAGAACAGCAGCACCAUGACCGAGGCCUCCAAGUUCCACCUGAUGGGUGAGACGGGUCUGCUCAUUUACAGCGUGGCCCCAGAGGACCACGGCCUGUACGAGUGCUGGUCACUGGAGUGGGCCCCUGUUGCAGGGAAGAACUUCAGCCGCCUCCUGGCUGGGUAUGUCCUAGACCUGGAUGUCCCCAGGAGGCCAUCACCACGAGGCCACCCCCCUCAGACCGCCAGCACCCUCAGCUCUGCUCACCCCCACCACCAGUCCACCGCUGCCACUGAAGCCGCCUCCUCUGCUGUUCCUCCUCUCUCUCCUGUUGACACUUCCUCAUCCCUGUCCACCUCGGGAAGUAGUCCCUCUCUCCCUCCUUCCUCCACCUCCUCUGAGGGGUUAGGGGUAUGCCUGCUGCCCCCAUCCCUCCAAGACCAGGCUUGGGGGGUUCAGGCUCAGGAGGCCUUCCUGCUCUUCUGUCUGGCCUUGGGUCCCAGUGAUCUCCAAAUUCACUGGCAGGUGAACGGGGCCCACCUGGAGACGCCCAUCACAGAGUACCGCCACCCCUUGGUCCGGGGGGACCCCCAUGGAGAGGUGCUGGUGAGCAGCUGGGUGAGAGAGAGGGCCCUGGUCAAGGACUCCAGCUACCAAUGUGUCGCUGCGUCCAGCGCAGGAAAUGACACAUCUAAAGUGGACCUCAACAUCCUCAGUAGAGAUGAAGACAGUAUUCCAUCCAGAGAUAUGAGCCAAUGGAGGAGUGCCCUCUCGGAACACAACAAACUGCUAAAGAGGUGGAAAAGAGCAUGGGAAAGCUGUGAGGGUCAAGGUGCUCUCUGAGGUCACCUGAGCUCCACUGUUAUUGGCUCCUAAGACAGGCUUCAGCCCAGGUGACCCUACCUGACCUUGGUCCAAAAAUGCCAAGUCAUGACGAGACAUGGUACUAUUCUCGCCGUUCGACGCCUGACGCAAGGCUUCAACCUCUGGCUUCGGUUCUGCAGUGUUCACCUGUUGUGGUGCAUCAAAGAUAUUCUAUAAUGUUACAGGCCCUUCAUACAGGCUUUAGCAUAGGCCUUAGUCUCCCCCUUACUGACUGACUGGGGACUGGGCAGAUCAGUUGACUUUGCUCUUGGGAGGGUCUACUCUGCAUUCCCAGUGAAAGCAGAAGAUUCUCUGUGACUGAGUGGCGGCAUGCAGUGUCAGAUAUCUCCACAGUGUCUGAUAUCUCCACAGUGUCUGAUAUCUCCACAGUGUCUGAUAUCGCCACAGUGUCUGAUAUCGCCACAGUGUCUGAUCUUUCCUCAGUGAUCGACAGUCUACCUUUGAAGUUUGCACUUUCUUUCUCUACUGUGGUAGCAGUGUCCAUCUGUCUUUCACAGUGGGCAGCUGUUACAGAUGAGAAUGAGAUGGGUUUUGUUUUUAGAUAAGUUUUAAAGUAUGGGAAUAUAAGGUUUGUUUUGUUUUAUUUAGAUUAUUUUACCGGUAUGUCUAGACUAGAAUAUAUCCACAUUGAUUUCUCAAUCAAAAUUAGAGUUGAGCUCUUUGUUUUACCAUUACAGUACAUAAUAUUACAUUACCAGUGCUUUGCCAGAGUAACUAGAGAUGAGUAAAUUGUGUCAGUACAAAGAUGUACAGACACAAAUGUAACCUCUAAACUCCACUCUCCACUCCAUAGUGCCUUUCAAUAGGUUCAGAUUGCUGAAUAAAUGCAGUUGUAGCCUAUUAAUGAUUCAGAUUCCUGUAUUUUUGCCGACACAUGUAUUCUCUGUCAUUAUGUGGUCAGUUAAACUCUUGUCACUGAAAUGUUUAAUUCCAUGUGUUAAUCAUAUGACAAUGUGGGAGAAGAAAAUUGUAUUAAAGAGAACUUGACAGUGGAA
This is a messenger RNA of Oncorhynchus mykiss (rainbow trout), 4252 nucleotides long. RefSeq names its product sema domain, immunoglobulin domain (Ig), transmembrane domain (TM) and short cytoplasmic domain, (semaphorin) 4D (gene sema4d). The record is from RefSeq and is a predicted model, not a curated record. Lineage: Eukaryota; Metazoa; Chordata; Actinopteri; Salmoniformes; Salmonidae. Gene Ontology annotation, biological process: ossification involved in bone maturation; semaphorin-plexin signaling pathway; negative chemotaxis. Gene Ontology annotation, molecular function: semaphorin receptor binding; chemorepellent activity. Gene Ontology annotation, cellular component: plasma membrane.